UCCGGCCGCCACCAGCGCCCGGGCGAGCCCCGCGCGCCCCGGGUGCGGCUCCGCAGUGAGCCCACCAAACAGCGGCUGCAGGGGUGCUGCCAACAUGGGGCUUAAGCUGUCCUGUCUGAAAGGCUUUAAAAUGUGUGUCAGCAGCAGCAGCAGCCACGAUGAGGCCCCCGUCUUGAAUGACAAGCACCUGGAUGUGCCCAACAUCAUCAUCACCCCCCCGACCCCCACGGGCAUGAUGCUGCCAAGGGACUCCAGGAGGACAGUCUGGCUGGAAGAGACGGGGUCAUGUCCGGAGGAUGGAGAAAUAGACCCUGAAGCCUAAGAAGGAGGCACAGUCAAGGAUUUGUUGGCACCAGCUCCUGCUCUGGCCUCCUCAUUCCACAUGUUCCCAAAGGGGUGUAGCUGCCUGGGACAGAUGUGCUGUUGGGAGAGUGAUGUCAGCACUUGACCAGAAGUGUGGCAAGAUGAGCAAGGAAUCAGCCCUGCACGCUUCCAGAAUGACGUUUCCCUGGCCCCACUGAGUAGACCGGACCUCUAAUGCCUACAUAUUCUAGCUGACCCCAGGGCCACGGUGAUGGCCAUCAGGGUGCCAGGGAGAGUCUUUCUUCUGGACAAAUACAUUCCCAGCACCCUGGGCCAUGCAGACAGUGCCCAGGAGAUCAGCACUCACAAGAACUUCUUGCAAAGGAGUGGCUACAUUUUUUUACAAGUUGUUUUACAGAUAUCAAAACAGUCCAAAAGUGAUUUAUAAUUCUUUUUGCAUUAUAAAUAAAGA
Messenger RNA from Molossus molossus (Pallas's mastiff bat), 775 nucleotides. It is a transcript of the gene CLMB, whose product is annotated as chromosome unknown C16orf74 homolog. Lineage: Eukaryota; Metazoa; Chordata; Mammalia; Chiroptera; Molossidae. Bases 95 to 322 code for a protein of 75 amino acids. The transcript has 4 exons. The record is from RefSeq and is a predicted model, not a curated record.